AUGGCGUCCGAACGCGACGAAGGGCCUCCCAGUGACCGCCUCCGUGGCGAUCAUGGCGUCGACUACAACGGCCCCGACGCCGGCUACCCAGUAGACAGGAACUGGCAAAACGGAGGCCGCAAGACGCCGGACAGUCUGUACCGCCUCAAACCCACCGGCUCUGCCCCGAGCACCUCAGCCCCCCCGCCCGCCGGGUGGACGGACGAGCAGCCCCCUCGCCGCAGCGGGGAGAGGAAUCGAUCGCGACAGAGAAACGGACGCACCGCAAGCGGCCAGACACGAAUAUGCAAAAAGUGUGGCGAGCCGCUGACGGGCCAGUUCGUCCGGGCCCUCGACGGCACGUUCCACCUCGACUGCUUCAAGUGCCGAGACUGCGGCGACAUCGUCGCAUCCAAGUUCUUCCCGGCGGAUGAUGAGAACGGCGAGGGACAAUAUCCCCUCUGUGAGACCGACUACUUCCGACGCCUGGGCCUGCUCUGCUACCAGUGCGGCGGCGCCCUGCGCGGCUCCUACAUCACCGCCCUCGACCGCAAGUACCAUGUUGACCACUUCACAUGCUCGCUAUGCCCCACCAUCUUCGGCGCCCAGGACAGCUACUACGAGCAUGACGGCAACGUGUACUGCCACUACCAUUAUUCAACGCAGCAUGCCCAAAAGUGCAACGGCUGCCAGACAGCCAUCCUGAAGCAGUUUGUCGAGAUUUUCCGAAACGGGCAGAACCAACACUGGCACCCGGAGUGCUACAUGAUACACAAGUUUUGGAACGUCCGCCUGGGACAGGCUGCGGACGUCCUCCCCACUGCUCCAGAGACCGAUGACCCGGCCAAAAGGGAGCUCAUCCGUGACGAGGAGGAGCGCAUGGAGGAAAAAGUCUAUCGGAUUUGGAGCGUCCUCUCGACCUUUGAGGAGUCGUCUGCUGCCUGCAUUUCCGACAUGCUCCUGCACGUGAGCAACGGAGCGUACGUCGACGGCGUCCUGGUUGCCAAGCGUUUCAUCUGGCAUGUCGAGGUGCUGUUCCAGUCUGCGGAUAGACUUGACGGCAUGGUACUGAGCCACAGUGAGAAAGGCCUGUCCUACGGACGCGAAGCCAAACUUCUCUGUAAAAAGAUCGUCUCCUUCUUCUCGCUACUUUCCAAAGCCCAAGACACCACAGCGCGAAAACUGGGCGUCACGCAAGAACUCCUCUCGCUAGUCACGGGUCUUGCCCACUACCUCAAACUCCUGAUACGCAUUUGUCUUCAAGGAGCUCUGCGGCUCGAACGAGAGUCCGGAAACAGCGACGGCCUACACCAGCUCCUCAACGAUCUCGCCGAUUUUGAAACGUACAAGACCGACGAGGGCCUGUUGCAGAUGGCUAUGGGCGGUGCGCGACUUGCUCUGAAGGACUCGGACCACUGCGCCCUUUGCAACCGAUCAGUCGAGGACGAGUGCGUCAAGAACGGCGAGUACAGGUGGCACUGGACCUGCGUCAAGUGCAACCGCUGCGGCCGGGAACUGGGACGAUCGCUCGGAGAGGCGCAAUACAACGCCUUUGACCACAAUAUCUACUGCACAAGUUGUGUGGCUGUCAACACGGACAGGUCACUGCAAUUCGAGCGCGUCACCAAGCUUCAGCAAUACGUCUUCCUCCUCAAAGUAGCGCUGGCGCGACUGCUGGAUAUCCUCCGGAGCAGCGGCGCCCUGCCGUACCCCUCAGAGGAAGCCAACGCUGACAAGGGCAAGCUUGGCGCACCCGCCUUCUUGAGCUCGGACGCGAGAUCGAAAUCAUUUGCCGGAAGGGGAGACAAGGAACAGAGCCACCGCGAGUCGACAUACGAGAAUACGCUCAAUGAAGUCAGAAGACUUCGGAGUACGAGACUAGACCGCCACCUGUCGUCCAGCGUUAGGCAAGCUCGGACGUCGCGUGUUAUGGAUGCCGAUGGCCAAGGCCCACGGCCCGGGUCAGCUGGCGCGGAGGAUCUCGGACCUCAGGCGUCGACGGACCGGAUGUUUGGGCAAAACGAUGCCAUCACCCUCGACGACAUCCCGCGAAUCGUGGCCGUGGAGCAGUCACGCGAGCAGCAGCGCGACCGCAAUCCCCGCCAGGACCUCUUCCGAUCCCCAGCCACGGAACCUGGUCCGACUCUGGGCCACCAGCGGACGCAGUCAGCUAGCAGAGACAAUGAAGUUCGCGCUGCAGACCCCUUACCCACCCGCCUAACGCGCAAGUUCUUCCCCGAGCUCUCUGGGCUAGAGUACUUCAACGUGCGGCACCUGGCUGUGUUGACUAUGCAGCCCAUGAUGGAGUCCGAGUUCAGCCUCGAGGAGCUGCUCAGCUUCAUCGAGUCGAGGAAGCCAGCGACUUUCUGGAAGAACCUCGGCAAGGCGUUCAAGAACGACAAGAGCAAGAAUGUCAAGAAGAAGGGCGUCUUUGGCGUGCCUCUAGAUAUCAUCAUCGAACGCGACGGUGCAGACUCGACGGAUGGUGUCGGCCCAGGCACAUUACGCAUUCCCGCCGUCAUUGACGACAUAAUUUCGUCGAUGCGCAAGAUGGAUCUGUCAGUCGAGGGCGUCUUCCGCAAGAACGGCAACAUCAAGAAGCAGCAGGAGAUGGUGGACAAGAUCAACGCCGAGGGCUGCGAUGUCGUUAACUUCAUGGAGCAGCCGGUCGUCCAGCUGGCGGCCCUGCUGAAGCGGUACCUGCGAGACCUCCCGGAUCCUCUGAUGACGCACAAGCUAUACAAACUCUGGGUGAGCGCGGCCAAGAUCGCGGACCCGGCCGUGAGGAAGCAAUGCCUGCACAUGGCAUGCUGCCUGCUGCCAAAGAGCCACCGCGACAGCCUCGAGAUCCUCUUCACCUUUCUGAAGUGGGCCGGUUCGUUCCACCAGCUGGAUGAUGAAGUCGGCUCCAAGAUGGACAUACGGAAUCUCGCAACGGUCAUCGCCCCAAACAUUCUGACGAACCCUAAUAAGGCGCCAGCCCUGGAUAGCGAGGCCAUUUAUGUCAUUGACGCGGUGGAGAUCGUCAUCAACAACAUCGAGGAGAUGUGUCAGGUGCCGGACGAGCUCUUGACGUUGCUGAAUGAUCCGUAUCUGUUUAGCAACAAUGGCGAGGUCACGAGCAAGGAAAUCUUGAAGCGGUUCCAGGACCGACGCGGGCAGCUUCCCGUGGGCGAGGUCAACGAGGUCUUUAAGCGAAAAGACACGUCCACGCGAUCGCCCCCGCGGCGCGUCGAGACGGAUCCCUCGGUCUGGCAGGGCGAGAGGACGGUCCGGCCUGUGCAAGACCCGGCCAUGCCCCCAGCCGCGUACGCCGGCCAAGGGACGCCUCCCCAGCGAUGGCCCGGCCAAGGAGAUCACCCUUCGCCUUACAACACCCGCUUCAAUCAUUCCGAUAGCCACCUGGACAACUCGGAGCACUCACAGCGCGGCGAGUGGCGAAAUUCUGCGUGGGGACGCCGCGGCGGCGGCCUCGGCGUGGGCGGAAACUCAUGA
Molecule: messenger RNA, 3474 nt
Organism: Purpureocillium lilacinum
Lineage: Eukaryota; Fungi; Ascomycota; Sordariomycetes; Hypocreales; Ophiocordycipitaceae
Biological process (GO): small GTPase-mediated signal transduction
Cellular component (GO): cytoplasm
Molecular function (GO): GTPase activator activity
Source: RefSeq, a predicted model, not a curated record